CGUUUAUCUAUACAAUUCUUAUAUUCUAGUCCCAAACCGAUCGCGGAUAACCACGUCGCCGACUAGGAUGAAUUUGGAUCUAAAGAUAUGAUCAGUAUUCCAACACUCAGCCCUUUCCAACCCUGACAUUUAAGUCCCCAAGGGUCAUCUGGUCCGCAUGUUCAUCUACAUAUCAUGAGUUUCAAUGCGAAGCAUUUGAGUUAUGAGAAAAACGAGCCUACAUUUCUUCGAAAAUUAAGAAGCGAAUACGGCGAUGGCAGUGGCUUUCGCAACGGCAGACCAAAUCCACGUCCUACUAAGAAGAAGGAUGCUGAUGACGACGACGCCCCUACCUACGUGGACGAGGAAAGUAACGAGGUAAUUUCCAAAGAGGAAUAUGAUGCGUUGGUGAGAGGCGACGGCGAUACCAAAGUCGCAGAAGACUCUGGAACUAUUGAGAAUGAGGAUGAGGAAACUAAGUCAAUCUAUGAUGGAAAUGGCGGUGCACAAGGAGAAUUGCAAAGUUCCCAGGCCAAACAAAAACAGCAUUUUGCCGGGAUUGGUGGCGCUAAAAAGCGAAAGCAAGCCAAAGUAAUUGGAGAAGAUGCAACUGAAGAAGCCUCUCGAAACGCUCAAACAUCGCGGAAACCGAAAGCGAAAAAGAAAAUUAAGCUAUCAUUUGACGAUGACGACUAGCUAUUCUAUAUUCAGCCGCAGGAAAACCUUAGUUUUUACUCAGUGAAGAUGCGACUGGGAGCGGACGGCAAGUUUUGGGCUCUGUCUCAGAGAGAUACUACUAGCAUGAAUCAGAGAGUGGU
Messenger RNA from Histoplasma capsulatum G186AR, 797 nucleotides. RefSeq lists its product as uncharacterized. The record is from RefSeq and is a predicted model, not a curated record. The coding region runs from base 175 to 675 and encodes 166 amino acids. The transcript has 2 exons. NCBI's taxonomy places the organism in Eukaryota, Fungi, Ascomycota, Eurotiomycetes, Onygenales, Ajellomycetaceae.